AUGGAUGAUGAGAUACUCUCUGAAUUCGACGAAAAGUACGUGGUUGAUCAAAUAAGAGAAGAAUUCAGGUUGAAAAACAUUGUUUUCCCAAUCAAGAAAUUUAAUCUUUUCAAUAAAUGCCAAUGGCCGAUGCCUGCGAUCAUCUUCCACCUCUUCAAGAUCAUCACAGCAGUUUACAUGACCUUGUUCACCAUCAUUGCACCAUCUUCUUUUGGAAAAAGAUAUUUUAGUUACAUCACUAAUCUCUCAUACACGGUAGCCACAACAUAUUUUGUUUUCUCAGCAAUACGGGUAGUAACUGUUGAAGUUUUGACACGCGGACCUUCCAGUUCACUGGUGGAUGUUCAUGGAAACAAAACAAAUUCAAGCAGUGAAUUGUUAAAUGAUCACUUUAAAAAUGACCCAAAGUUGAUAAUGUUGAAAAUAAGCAUUUACAUCGAAUGGAUGGCUAGACACCUCGGUUAUUGCGGCUCACUAGUGGUUGCCGUUUGCUAUUAUUCUCUGGAAUAUAAUACGAAAAGUACAUCAGAGACUACCUACUUAGACAUCAAUUCUCACAUCUUGAUCAGUUUCGUCAUCAUGGUUGACUUGUUUCUCUCCGCUUCUCCUAUCAAAUUGCUUCAUUUUGUUUGGGCAACUAUGGCCGGCUCGUUGUACACAUUGUUCACUUAUAUUUAUUUUAGAAUGUACGAUGAGGUUUUAUAUUACACAAUUUUCAACUGGAGAGAUCCUUCUAUGGCCUCGUUGUACUUUCUAAUAAUUACCAUAUUUGGCUCUUUGCUGUGCACCAUAUUUCUCUACUUCUGCUAUUUAAUGAGGAUCUUCCUUUAUAAUAAAUGGAGGCAGUUCAAGAAAAAUAAAAGUAAUCUAUAA
Messenger RNA from Helobdella robusta, 873 nucleotides. RefSeq lists its product as hypothetical. The record is from RefSeq and is a predicted model, not a curated record. Bases 1 to 873 code for a protein of 290 amino acids. The transcript is spliced from 3 exons. Lineage: Eukaryota; Metazoa; Annelida; Clitellata; Rhynchobdellida; Glossiphoniidae. Gene Ontology annotation, cellular component: membrane.